Messenger RNA from Quercus robur (English oak), 2318 nucleotides. RefSeq names its product cell division cycle 20.1, cofactor of APC complex-like. Gene Ontology annotation, cellular component: anaphase-promoting complex. Lineage: Eukaryota; Viridiplantae; Streptophyta; Magnoliopsida; Fagales; Fagaceae. Bases 336 to 1700 code for a protein of 454 amino acids. The record is from RefSeq and is a predicted model, not a curated record. Gene Ontology annotation, molecular function: ubiquitin ligase activator activity; anaphase-promoting complex binding; protein binding. Gene Ontology annotation, biological process: anaphase-promoting complex-dependent catabolic process; positive regulation of anaphase-promoting complex-dependent catabolic process; positive regulation of ubiquitin protein ligase activity. The transcript is spliced from 5 exons.
GAUAAAUCACCUGAAUCAGGCAAAAGAGCAUCGCGAAGAACAAACCUCAAUCAUCAUCAUCUCAUAAUCCUCAAUCAAAACUCUCUCUCUCUCUCUCGCAGGGACUUACGUACAGUUCAUAAGCGCUCAAAUAUUCACAACAACAGGCUCUUCUUCCUCAACUCUUUCUUCAUAUUUUGUUUCUUUAGUCUAACUCUUUGUCUUGCAGGCUUUGAUUCUUUGUUUUAGUUUCAACAAUUUUUUUUGUAGGGUGUUGUACUUUCUCUCUCACUGUUUCUUUAUUGUCUAUUUCUCUCUCUCUCUAUAUAUUUUUUGUUGUUGGUUGUGUUAGAGUUAUGGAUGCAGGGUCUGUGAAUUCUUCUCCUUCUUCUUCUUCUUCUACAAGUAGAUACUUGAAGUCGCAGUCUCGGUUCCCUCUUCAGGAACAAUUUCUUCAGAGGAAGAAGCCCAGAGAAAACUUGGAUAGGUUUAUUCCAAACCGAUCAGCAAUGGAUUUUGAUUACGCCCACUAUAUGCUGACAGAAGGGAGGAAAGGCAAAGAGAUUCCACCUGCAAGCUCGCCCUCCAGAGAGGCCUACAGGAAGCAUUUGGCAGAGACCUUCAACAUGAACAGGACUAGAAUUCUUGCUUUCAAGGACAAACCCCCCGCUUCAGUCGAGUUGUUCCCGCCCCAUUUCUUCUCUUCCGCACCCCAGGAUAAGUCUGCCAAGCCCCGGCGACACAUUCCUCAGACUUCUGAGAGAACAUUAGAUGCCCCUGACAUAGUGGAUGAUUACUAUCUCAAUUUACUGGAUUGGGGGAGCAGCAAUGUUCUUGCAAUUGCUCUUGGAAAUACAGUUUAUCUCUGGGAUGGUUCAAAUGGCUCUACUUCAGAACUUGUCACUAUUGAUGAUGAAGAUGGCCCUGUCACAAGUGUUAACUGGGCUCCUGAUGGCCAGCACAUUGCCAUUGGCUUGAACAAUUCUGAAGUACAGUUGUGGGAUUCAACAGCUAAUCGACAGCUAAGAACUUUGAGAGGUGGCCACAGAUUGAGAGUUGGAUCACUGGCAUGGAACAAUCACAUCCUUACCACCGGAGGAAUGGAUGGUCUGAUCAUUAACAAUGAUAUAAGAGUUAGAUCACAUAUUGUCGAAACCUAUAGAGGUCACGAGCAAGAGGUUUGCGGGCUUAAAUGGUCACCCUCAGGCCGGCAAUUGGCAAGUGGAGGCAAUGAUAAUCGCCUAUUCAUAUGGGACAGAUCAAUGGCAUCUUCAAAUGCAGCGACGCAGUGGCUUCACAGACUUGAAGAGCACACAUCUGCAGUGAAAGCUCUUGCUUGGUGUCCUUUCCAGAGCAAUUUGCUAGCCUCUGGUGGAGGUGGAGAUGAUAGGAGCAUAAAGUUUUGGAAUACUCAUACUGGUGCAUGCUUGAAUUCUGUGGACACUGGCUCUCAGGUGUGUGCUUUAUUGUGGAACAAGAAUGAGAGAGAGCUGCUUAGCUCUCACGGGUUUUCUCAGAACCAGCUCACUCUUUGGAAAUACCCAUCCAUGGUGAAGAUGGCAGAGCUCACUGGUCAUACUUCAAGAGUUCUUUUCAUGGCUCAGGUAUUAUAUGAACUCAACAUGAAAAUUUUUAUCUUUCUUCACUGGUCAUACUUCAAGAGUUCUUUUCAUGGCUCAGAGCCCAGAUGGUUGCACAGUGGCAACGGCAGCAGCAGAUGAAACACUUAAAUUUUGGAAUGUCUUUGGGGCCCCGCAAGUGGCAAGACCUGCUCCAAAAGCAAAUCCUGAGCCCUUUUCCCAUGUAACUCGUAUCAGAUAGAUGUAAAUAAAAGCUCCAGAUAUCAAAAUUGUUGUCUCUGCAAACGCUAAUUGGAUAUUCCCUGUGGGCAAAGCUGCAGCCGAGAGAAUUGCAAGGCAAAGAGAUGCAACAUCAGAUGAUUCAGAGGACUCUGGAAUCGACAGCUAAUGUAUUGUCUCUCUGCAAACUCUGAUUGGAUAUAUGCCAUAUGCAUACAUCAGUUAUUUUGGCUGAUAAGGGGAGCAGCUGCAGCCAAGAAUAUUGCAAGGCCCCGGCCAGCUGAGUGGUUCUAAGGUGCAAAGCAGUGCACUUAAAGUUCACUCUAGUAGACUUAUGAGUGAUAAAUAUGCUUAUAACUAGUAAGCACACAGCAGUGUGCUUUGAGUCUGUAUAAACUGCCUUUAUACUGGGGCCAGUUUGGUAGUGGUGUUUAAAAUAAUGCGAAAACUGUUGUAUAGAAUUAACUUUAAUUGGACCAGAAAAUAUUGUAGCACAAGUAUUUAUAUUUUGAAUUAACAACAAAAGAGAUACAUGCAUGA